CGCCGGAUGUAGUAGUGGAGGCUUGGGAGCAUGGAGACAGAGGCCGGUGUGACUGCAGAGCCGUCCUCUCGGCGGGAGGCUACGGCGUCCACCGACGACCGGCUUUUCCUGGUUAAAGGUGGAAUUUUCCUUGGUACUGUUGCUGCAGCCGGAAUGCUAGCUGGAUUUUUUACAACAUUAUCAUUGGCUAAAAAGAAAAGUCCUGAAUGGUUCAAUAAGGGAAGUGUGGCCACAGCUGCCUUACCACAGAGCGGGUCUUCCCUUGCCUUGCGAGCCCUGGGGUGGGGCUCACUGUAUGCCUGGUGUGGGGUUGGUGUGAUCAGCUUCGCAGUCUGGAAAGCUUUAGGAGUUCACAGUAUGAAAGACUUCCGAAGUAAAAUGCAAUCAAUAUUUCCAGCAAUUCCCAAGAACUCUGAAUCGGCUGUUGAGUGGGAGGAAGCAUUGAAAUCUAAAUGAGACGAGCGUGGUGGAUGAAGUCCUGAACGAUUGUUAUAGGAAAGGCUGGCUUUGGAGAUGCCACAGCAGCAAAGGGAACACAUGCAGAUUAUUGACUGAACCUAUGGGAUGGAUGGCAUUCAGUGUCCUCAUAGGAGCCGACAGUCAUUUCUGUGUGCUGUACUUUACGACUGAUUUGGUUACGUUCAUAUGGGGUGGGGGGGAUGAGUUGGAGGGAGGCAAAGUUCUCCCAAAUUUAGGAAGACUAUUUAAAAAUAAUUACGUGUAUAAAUACAGCUGAUUCACUUCGGUGUACCUCAAAAGCUGGUACAAGAGUAUAAAGCAAUUAUUUCCCAAUAAAGAGCUUAAAAAAUAAAUAAAUAAAAAUAAAAAUAAUUAUAUGGAUACAUUCUCUAUGUGGAGGAAAUCCCAGGAGAAAUACUUUUAUGACUAUAAUAGUUGAAACCAAGUUUUUUUACCUGAAAAAAAAAAUUAUAACGUAUAAUGGGAAAAUCUUUAUAAACAGACUCCUAACAGCAGUAGUCCCCCAGUGUGUCUGAUUAAGUAAGUUUCAACAGCCAUUCUUGUCAGUAUGUGGUGUCAGAACUUGGAGGACUUGCUCCUGUGUGACGGGUUCAUAGGUGAAUCCUGUCCAUCAGGCAGUGCACGUGGCUCUGUUGUCCUGAACACAGUCUUUCAUUUGUAUGUGCUAGUUAUUUACCUGACAGCCUCACCUUAAGGUCCUGUAAAUUCUUAGACAAGAAGCCAGUGACAGAUUAUGAUAACCUGAAAGGAUAAUCAUGAGAAAAUAAUAAUGACAUCAUGGGUGUAGAAUGUACUUUUUUGACAAGUUGGUUCUGGGUCCCUAAACACUGACAGACAGUUUAUAGUUUUAUCUGUUGUCAAUACAAAAAUAGUCCAGUUAUCACCUAUCUUAACAAAUAUUUUUAACCAGAAAGAUACCUGAGUAUUGAGUCUCAGGUAAAUUAAAAAAAUUUUUUAAGAAAAGUACUUUUAAUAUUGUCAGUAUGUCUAGAAAAAUACCCUCUGGUUGAAUAUCAUUGUGUAUUUUCUUUGUAAUUGCUUAGGCCCUAAUUAGCAAUCAGUUUAAUAAAGUACAUUUGAAACUUAUGUUAUAAUGAAACCUUUUAAUUUUAAGAAAAAAAUUUUAAA
Messenger RNA from Hippopotamus amphibius kiboko, 1608 nucleotides. RefSeq names its product transmembrane protein 242 (gene TMEM242). The record is from RefSeq and is a predicted model, not a curated record. Bases 31 to 456 code for a protein of 141 amino acids. The transcript is spliced from 4 exons. NCBI's taxonomy places the organism in Eukaryota, Metazoa, Chordata, Mammalia, Artiodactyla, Hippopotamidae.